This is a messenger RNA of Colletotrichum paranaense, 426 nucleotides long. RefSeq names its product Skp1 family protein. Gene Ontology annotation, biological process: ubiquitin-dependent protein catabolic process. The record is from RefSeq and is a predicted model, not a curated record. The transcript is spliced from 2 exons. Gene Ontology annotation, cellular component: elongin complex. Gene Ontology annotation, molecular function: protein-macromolecule adaptor activity. Bases 1 to 426 code for a protein of 141 amino acids. NCBI's taxonomy places the organism in Eukaryota, Fungi, Ascomycota, Sordariomycetes, Glomerellales, Glomerellaceae.
AUGGAUCCCAACGGCACAACCGACAGCAAGUACGUGACUCUGGUCUCGAGUGAUGGCUACGAGUUUGUCGUCUUGCGGGACGCCGCCAUGAUCAGCCCUGCCAUCAAAGGCAUGUUGGACACGCGCAACAACUUCCGUGAGGCUGCUCUGGGUCGCUGCGUGUUUGAAGAGAUCAGUGGCGUUGUGCUUGAGAAAGUCUGCGAGUAUUUCCAAUACUGGUACCGCUACCGCGAGCGGGAGGACGUUCCUGACAUGGACAUUCCUGUCGAGCUGUGCCUGGAACUGCUGGUCGCAGCCGACUUCCUGGGUCUGGACAGUAAGACAUCCCCAACCUCCUCUGAUCCCAGAGCGACGGCAUCUGUCUCACGGGAACCACCCAGCCGUUCUGACGCGUUUCUCACAGAGCAAAAUACCGGCACUGUCUGA